Equus caballus (horse) is the source of this 12948-nucleotide messenger RNA. RefSeq names its product clavesin 2 (gene CLVS2). Gene Ontology annotation, biological process: lysosome organization. NCBI's taxonomy places the organism in Eukaryota, Metazoa, Chordata, Mammalia, Perissodactyla, Equidae. The record is from RefSeq and is a predicted model, not a curated record. Gene Ontology annotation, cellular component: membrane; trans-Golgi network; clathrin-coated vesicle. Gene Ontology annotation, molecular function: phosphatidylinositol bisphosphate binding.
CAGGGGUCUUGUACACAAAGGGUGAGCGAGGGGCGUGGGGAGGCUACAAGACGUCGCUGCCCCGCCUGGCCAGGCGAUGCUCGUCCGACUAGCCUGCCGGGGAGUGGGGACAAGGAGCAGGCUUAACUUGGGGCUCGGGAUAUUUGAAUGCCGCGGAAAUUGUCGUUCUACCCCGACGGGUGAGGGAGCGGAGAGCGGAGUGCGUGCGCGAGCUGAGUGAGUGCUUACGUCGCAGCGAGAUCUGUGCUGGGAUAAUUAGAGAGGAGUUGGGCUGUGCCGAGUCCUCUUUUAGCAGCGGCAGCCGGAGCCGCAGCAGCAGCAGCAGCAGCAGCAGUAGCCCGGAGGGGCGCGCCUGAGUCCCGCCACCCGGGCGCGCUCGGGAGAGGCCCGCGCCCAGUUGCAGCCGCCCCGCAGGACCCCGGCCCCGGCGGCUCCGGGCGCACAAAGGCGGCGGCCGCCCGCGUGGCCUUCUCCAUCCCGGCGUUCGAAUCCCGCUCCCUCCAUUCUCCUCUCCCGAAGGCGAGGAUGGCAGGGCCGGGUGAGGACCUGGGACAGCGGUGGCCCUAGCCGUGCACCCCCACCCCUUCUACUGGGAGAGGCAGCGGGCUGCUUGCGGACGAUGUGGCCACGGCUGCUCCCCAGUGCGUCUUCGGCCCGGGUCCCCGCUACUGCCUCUCUUCUCUGCUUGCUCCAUCCCACCGAGAGGAGUUGAUGCUGCUGCCGCCGACGCCGCUGAAGCCGCGGCUGAUGGAUGCCAGGGAGUGCCGCAUUGCUUAGCGUCCCCGCCUCCGGGUGUGCUGGUAGGAGCCGGCUGCUCUUUCUUCUCUCUUGCUUUGGGGUUAUAUAGAAAAGACGCCCUCUCCCCGCCCUGGAGCUCAGCGCUGAAGAGCCACCUUAUUAUUAAUCAGAAUUCCCAUCGUUAUCCUGGCAGGCGCAUCCUUCAGUGGGUUCCGCAGAAGCAUCACAGAGCUGGGGCUGAGAUGUGCGUGGGGGUUGUUUGUGUUACAUCUUGGAAGAGAAGAGUACAGUACCAAGAUCAGCGCCAACUGUGCUGGGUGCGAUUAGGGGUGUUUUGUUAGGGGAGAGAAAGGACAAGAAGAGGAGUGCUGGGUCCGCCAAAGGUCCACAUCUCUUUAAAGAAAAGAGAAGAGGGACCCGAAGUGGGGCAUUGUUUUUAGCGAGUGGAGAAAGAAGUUUAUAUAGCCCACAGAAAAGCUGUGGGAAAGCAGGAGCAACAGGGUUUUUGAUUGGACACCAAGACAAAUAAUUUCCUGUAAAGAAGACGAAGCAGGCAGCUGCGAGAUCUGGAGGCCAGAGUGUGGUGGUGGCAAGUGCCAGGUUUGCUGUGGGACGGUCAGCAAAAGGAAGGGAAGGCUCAGGAACAAGCAGAACAAUGACUCAUUUACAAGCUGGUCUCUCUCCUGAGACUCUGGAGAAAGCUCGCCUGGAGCUCAACGAGAACCCGGACACACUGCACCAGGACAUCCAGGAAGUGAGGGAUAUGGUCAUCACCAGGCCGGACAUUGGAUUUCUGCGCACGGAUGAUGCCUUCAUCUUACGCUUCUUGCGGGCCAGGAAGUUUCAUCACUUUGAGGCCUUCCGCCUUCUGGCCCAAUACUUUGAGUACCGGCAGCAGAACCUGGAUAUGUUCAAAAGCUUCAAGGCCACUGACCCUGGCAUCAAGCAGGCACUGAAGGAUGGCUUCCCAGGGGGCCUGGCCAACCUGGACCACUAUGGCAGGAAGAUUCUAGUCCUCUUCGCUGCCAACUGGGAUCAGAGCAGGUACACACUGGUGGAUAUUUUGCGUGCCAUCUUACUUUCUUUAGAAGCCAUGAUUGAAGAUCCCGAGCUUCAAGUGAAUGGAUUUGUUUUGAUCAUAGACUGGAGUAACUUCACCUUCAAGCAAGCUUCUAAACUUACCCCAAGCAUGCUACGAUUGGCUAUUGAAGGCCUCCAGGAUAGUUUCCCAGCGCGGUUCGGAGGAAUUCAUUUUGUCAAUCAACCGUGGUACAUCCAUGCCCUCUACACCGUGAUCCGGCCUUUCCUGAAGGAGAAGACUCGGAAAAGGAUAUUUUUGCAUGGCAACAACCUGAACAGUCUACACCAACUAAUUCAUCCUGAGAUCCUGCCCUCUGAGUUUGGAGGAAUGCUGCCCCCUUAUGACAUGGGAACAUGGGCAAGAACACUGCUGGACCAUGAGUAUGAUGAUGACAGUGAAUACAACGUGGACUCCUACAGCAUGCCUGUGAAGGAAGUGGAAAAGGAGCUCUCCCCCAAGUCCAUGAAGAGAUCCCAAUCAGUAGUGGAUCCUACAGUACUAAAACGCAUGGACAAAAAUGAGGAAGAAAACAUGCAACCUUUGCUCUCUCUGGACUGAUAACUUCUCUACACUCCCCAGGGAUUAGAAAUGGAAGGUACUUGUUUUCAGCAACAGGGACAGCACUGUGGAGGAAUUACCAGCUGGAAACUUAUUUAUUCAUAUUAACGUAGCAUAAUAUAUAAGAAGGCAUCAGGCUUUCCCAUUUGCCUGAACCUCGGGUGCCCUGGUCUGGAUUAAAAAAAGUCAAUAAUUUAUUCUGUAAGUGCCAAGUUCUUUGUAAAUACAAUGUAAUGUUCAUGUUAAGUUUGUAAAUUUUGGUAGUAACUUAAAUUGGAAAAGAUUGGCUCAUGAGUCUUUGCCAGUGAUAUGAACUAUAACGAAAAACAGAAAAGACACAUAAACAAUCAAAACUAAUUAAAUGUAGCCCUGUUUCCUAUGAAGCCAUAUUUCAGCUAUCAUAGUGAUUGUUUCACUGUUUUUCUUUGAAACUCUGUCAUAUUCAAAUGUACUUUUAAUAGACACAGGGAACUAGAUGAUUCUAGGAAAUUAUUAUGAUAAAUGUAUUUCCUGUCUAGUGGUUUUCAUUUCACAGAAAAAUGUGUCCUAGUGACUAUCACUGGCCUUGCAUUUUGGAGAUGAGAAAUGGCAGAUAAGCUGGUAAACUGAACACUUGAAUUCUUCUCUGUUAUUUAAUUCCUGGAGUCUUGUGAGAAGAUAUGUUCCCUAAAUUAAGAUGUGGAAUUCUGAAAGAGAGUGGAUUCUUUUUAAACUACUGUCUUCACAAUGUGUCCUUUAUUGAAGACCCUAUUAUACCCCUGUCUGAUGUACUUCAAGGACAUUUCCCCCCAAAACUCUUUGACCAACAGAAAGAGAACUCGUACUUGAAUAGUAUUUUGACAGCUAAUUUUGAACAUUCAAGUUGCCACGUAUGGAUAACGGGCUAAUUUCUAAUUCUUGUGCACUGGUUGAAAAACAUAUAUAUUCACAUACACAUAUAUAUUUUUACUGAGCUCUAAUAAAUCCUUGAUGUAACAGGCUUAAAAAAUAAAUCAUACAUAUUCAGUGAUCUUAGGGAUAUUAUAGAUUAUUAUAUGAGAUGCUAACUCUGGAAAACCACUUCCACUUAAGUUGAUGAAAAUGAGGUAUAGUGAAACAGACUUGCAGUGAACCUAUUUAAGGGAAUUUCAAUUUAAUUUGUAGUGCAAUCUUCAAUCUGUGCCAUUUUAGUGAAAUAUAGUUUUCUUUCAAAACAACAACAGGUCUUAUAGCAUAGGCAGUAUCAGGUGACUAAGAGUAAUAUAAUUUUUCUCAAAUUCAAGUUAAUUAUCCUAAUGAUCCUAUAAAUACACAUUUUCUUUUCAGCAAAGAUUGAAAGAACAUUUUGCAUCCAGAAGAUAUAAAGAAAGCAUCUGAGGACAUCUGAGAUAGCGUAUUAUAGUUUAAAUCUAGAUUUGGAAUGCUUAUGUUAUUUAAAGUUUUUAUUUCAUAAAAAUUCUGCAAUUAUAGCACACUUAAAAAAUCUUACAUCAAAUUCCAGUGUGAAAAAACGAGAUUUUUACUACCUUUUCAGAAUGGUAACUUUUGAGGUUGAGAAUUUACCAUUAGAAUAUUCUUUUGAAAGAAAAAUAUCUCAAGGAAUUCUUGGAAAGCAACAGAAAUAAAGGCUUGUAGCAGCCUUUGUAUACGUUUUAGCCAAAAGCUAAAAAAAUUCCAGUUAUAAUUCUACAGCCAAAAAUCUUAAAAUCAAGAUGAGUACUUCAAUCUGCAGUAUCACCAAUGAACUGUCUAGUAUUUGUAAAAAUACAUAAGUAUACAUAAAUAACAUGAAUGAAAGACAUCUUAAAAAUACCAACCUCUAAUCAAGUGCAGAAUAGUAAUGACUGUCAGGUACUCUGCUCCCCCCAUACAGAUGAUAGAUAUUGGAAUGAAUUACGGAUAGAAAGCCACAGCAACUCUUAAGCGUGUAAGAACCCUAACCAUUGGUGUUCUUACAUUUUUGCCUACCUGACCUACAUUUUAUAGCCUUGGGCUUUAUAUACUAUACAAGCAAGUGUUAGGCAAUAUGAUGCAUUGGAAUAAAAUAGAAACAAAGUACAGAAGGCCAAUCAACUUUUCAUUCUUGUAAGUUUCUCUUGAUAUGCACCACUUAUUGCCAAUUUUCGGAAUUCUACCAGCUUGAGAUGUCAACUGGCAUAGCCAGCUUCUUUCCUCUAUCAUAAGUCUUGUGUCAUAUAUAAAAAUAACUGGGAAGGCAUUUUUUAUGUGUAUACCUAUCUAAUUAUAAGUAUCAUUCACACUAUCUCCCUACCCAACAUUUGGGAACUUUGUGUUGGCAUUGCUGCUCGUCUGCUCUUCUUCGAAUGAGCAAUUGAGACUUGGCUGGAUUGUGUAAAAUAUUUUUAAAUGAAUUAACAGAUUACAACAAUGAUGCUUUUUGAAAUCGAUAUGUCUAGUUCAGUCUGUGAGUAAACUAACUUUCCAGUAAUGUUUUUGAAGCUGCUUAGUCAAGGGAUAUUUGGUCAACUUUAUGAAUUUUCCCCUCAGCACCAGCUAACUAAUUAACUAACUAACUAACUAACUGGGAGUUUUUUCUCUCAUGUGAUUUUCUGUGUCAUGUAGCUAUGUCUGUUGUUACAUAACUUAGCAAAUAAGCACCCAUAUAUUUUUUCAAUUUAGUUGCAAUAGCACAUUCCCGCUCCCACCCAAACACUAGACGUUUGUCCUAAUGAAUUUGCCUGCCUGUUUUGAGAGCUAUGCUUUGGUUUUUCCUUUGGCUUCUUACUGAAAAUAUGUAGACAUCAAAGAAUUGUCAUAUUUGACUUGGAAUAGGCCAGUAGUCCACUGUCUUCUUUCCCCUUACCUGCGCUACCUUCUAUUUCUUCUUUCUUUUCGUUCCUCCAUUGUUUCAGGGGCAGCUGCUUCCAAAGCUGGUUUAAAAAUAAAUAACUUCUCCUAUGUUGUCAGUGAUAUUUGCACACAUUGUUGUGUGAUAUUUAAAAAGGAAGAGAUUAUCAUGAAAAUAUACUCUAAGAAAUAUGAAAAAGUGCCUCUUUAAAAAUGGAGUAUCAGUGAUACUAGACAGUGGAUUCUACUUGUACUCUCUUCCAAAAAGUAAAUACAUGCAUCUUUGUUAUAAGGGUAAAAUAUAGAUAUUUGAAGAAGGAUAUCUGAGGCCUUGCUUUGAGCAUUCUCAUACAGUAUUGUCUUUAUUGUGUAAGUUCAAUGCAGUAACUUGAACACGUGUUAUUGAUAAUUCUGGAGCUAUGCUAAAACAAUAUACAAGUAUUAAAUAGAGUUUUGCAAGCAAGUUUUUGAAGUGGGCAUGCAUGUUUUAUUUUAUUUCAAUAUUAGUUUGCAUAAGUGUAGGCAGAGACAUCCUUAAGUCUUUUUAUGUAAAAUGCUUGCUUACUUUACAGUACUGGUAAUUCAGACAUUCAUAAGCAGGAAAGCCAAACAGUUAGGUUCUCUUUAAUAUUGUUAAUUAGGUCACAUUGUUAAAUUAGACAUUAGAAUUUUCUGUAAUAUUCCUGAGGGAACAGAGGUCCCUCCAAUGCAUCAAGAAAAUAGAGAGUUGUUUAGACAUCGGGGAACACAUUUAUCACUCUUCACAAAAAGAACUCUUGGAGCCAUGGCAGUGUGUCUGCAGGAACAGACUUCCUUUCCUCCCACAAACCACCUAAAGGUUUACGGACAUAUUUAUGGUCCUUUAGAGAAGUUCUAGCAAGAAAACCUGCUGGAAGUCUGUGCACUCCUCUCUUGUUUUAUCUAAACGUGUAACUGGUCUGGUUAGUUAAUAAUAUCUCCUUUGCAUCUUAUUUUGUGUGUAUUUAUUAAUGAUGACUUGAAAAGUUGCCAUCAGCCGUGAGGGCAUUUCAGGAUGAUUUUCAACACACAAAAUAAAAUGAGCAGAGCUCUGGCACAGUAUUUGAACUUUCAGAUAUGGUUUUUACAUUUUUUACAUCAAUAAGCUGAUAGACAUAUAUUCUGUUUUAUAUGUGCGAUAUAGAUAUAUAGCCUAAAAACAGUGGGUACAUUUUAAAUGUAUCAGGGCAUUAGAUCAUGUAAGUAUCAGCAGGUUAUAUAAAAUAUAAUGGAACAAAAGUAGAAGAUUGGCUAAAUAUCCAGGGUGUGUAAUUCUCUUCAGUAGUGAAAAGGAUUUGUUUUUUGGUUUUGUUUUAGUUGAAAAAACUGCUUUCCAAUAUGCUAUUGGAACUAUUUAGCACUACUUACUAUUUGAAAGGGGGCAGAUAAGUAAAAAUACAAAAGGUGGCUUGGCUUUGAAACAUUAUUAUGUCAUGAUCUUAAUGGCUUAGAGAAUACAAUUUUUUUUCAUGAAUUCAGGUCAUUAUUUUGUAAACAUCCAUAUGUUAAUCCCACAUGUGAAGAUAAUAUUAUGAACUCUGUUCUGUGCUGAGUAUGGAAAUUUAUUCCCCUGGACUGUAAGAAAAAAUAUAAAAUAGCAAUUCUGUAGAUUGAAACACCCAAGUUGUACUAUUUUCUAAAGCAAGAGGAGUGCAAACGAUACUGUUGAAAUAAAAAAAGUUAUUUAAAAACCAAAUAGGUAUAGGACUUAAGUACAAUAAAUGCACUUUUAUAGUAAAGAGUGGACAUUGUUACAAUUUAGAGCGCAUCUGAUCAGUAGCUGAUUUAGUUUUAAGUUUCAAUGCAAAUAUUUUUGUCCUUAAUGAUAUCAAUGCCUUUAUUCUGUCAAAAUUAUUUUUCGUGGUGAAUGAGGGGGGCCUAAACAAAACUCAAAAUAAAUUUUAACAAAACUUUUAAGAGUGAACCAAUCCUCAACUAUUUUGAAAAAUCGCAAUGGGCUAUAAUUGGUUUAUAUUUAACAGAGGUUCAAAGCAUUGUCUUGUUUCUAAUCCAGUUUUUCAGUUUACAUGUUUGUUUGAAAGAUAAAUAAAACUUUGGAAACCAAGUAGUUUUUGUUUUCAAAACUGUCCAGAAAAAGCAAGAUAUCGGAGAUGUAAUUAUGCAAGUCCUGGAUAAGAAUACUAAGUACACUACUGUUUGGCUCAAAUAUCUUUGACCUUUUGAGGGAGUUGUUUAUCCCAAUAUAAUACCAUAAAUGGUAUAAUUUUUGAAUAAAUAUACAGUUCUGCUUUAAAAAAGCAUUUACUUUGCAUACAGUAAAUGUUGAAUUUGGUAAUAUUGUAUCUGUGGCAUCUGUACAAUGGAGAUUUCUAAAACAUCCUCUAAAAAUGGACAAUAAUAAUUUUAUUUUGAGAGAAAUUUUAGUGAGCUAUGUAAGUUAGGACAUCUGAAAUUUUCUGAUAUUUGAUUGUUUGGAGCUUAAAGGGGAAAACACAUAACACUUCAUCAAAAUGACAUUUUCAGUGUCCUAAACUUUUAGACAAGCUUUCAAAGGAUAGUUUGAAUGAAAAAGUCAAUUAACUUUUAAGUUACAUAUAGCAAUGGGAAUGAUCGGUGAAUAAAAUAGCUAACAUUUUCACAUUUUUAUGUAAAGUUAUUUGAUUAGACAUCAGAGACCAAAUUCAGAAAUAUGAAUUACAAAAAAUCAUUCAUUUAAAUACAUCUUAUUAAAAAUAAUCCCAGUUGAAAAUAGUAAGUAAAAUAAAAACAUUCAGCCUGACUUGAAAAAAAUGCUUAUUCAAUAAAUACAUCUUUGUAUCUUCUGCUUGUUUCUAUUAAUUAUCCUACCUGUGAAUGAAAAAUCACCUAAUGAGGGGAAAAGAGACAUUAGAACCUUCUACAAUAGACUUUAUGACUUUCGUUGGCUUAAAUGCAGAUGAUUUUCUCCUACACAGCUUGUGAGGUUAUCAAGAAUUGUUAUUCACACCUCUUCCUAAAGUCAUGUCAGAAAGAGCCCAAAUUUCUAGUAGCGACUGCAGAAGCAUCCUGAGUGGAAAUAACUCCAGGGAAACCAGAGAAUGCAUGAAAAAACAGAGAUAUGGUCUCUGCUUCUUGUCGCUAAAAAGUGCAUUAAAGUGUAUUGUAAAUACAGAAAACUAUUUCAAAAUGCCAAAGGUUUAUGAUGUCAAGAAUUAAAUACUUCGCCAAUGAAAAGAGGCCAUGGGAUGUGAUGGUCACGGCUCUGAUGUAUGAUCUAUCUUCACACAGCAACAACAACAUCUCCAAAAGUCCUUAUCUCUGAGUAUCACUUCUCUCCAAAAAUAAAAAUAAAUAUGCUCUCUUCUUCCCUUUUUUCUGACUAGAAUCGUAAAAAUAUCAGACACCAUAAACACUUUGUUGCCUUCUAAGAAAAACAUGCUAUAGUAUAUACAUAUAUACACAAUUCAGUGAGUUGCAUAGUAUUAAAAUAUUUACAUGCUGAUUUGUAAAUUCUUACCCAAGUGUUUAAAAAUAUAUCAUGAUAAGAUUUUAGUGCUAGAAAGUUAUUGUGUUCUUUGUAUCUGGGAUUCAUGGAGAAGACUAGUAACAUCCUUUCCUUUGAAUACAUAUAUCUAAGCAUUUUUACUUGGAUGUCUAAUAGACAUCUUCCAUUUAACAUUUACAAAACCAAACUUCUCUUCCUUCACCCUGAACCUCCUUCCCCUCUAGCAAUCCCAUGCCGUAACCUUCCAGUUCCUAAGGCUUAAAACUUUGGAGCCAACUUCUCUUUCUCUCCAAUAUUUCUCUCACAACCACAUCCAAUCAUCUAGCUCAUACUGUUGGCUCUCCUUCAAAAUAUAUGUAUCUACACUCUCAUCACUCCUCAAACCAUCACUACCUUGGUCAAAGACUUCAACAUUUUCCUCCUGGAAUAUUUUAAUAAUCUGAAAACUAGUCUCCUUUCUUCUGCCCUUGGCCCCUAGAAUCAAUUUACAACACAUUAGCAAGAGUAAGAACGGAUUAUUUCACUCUCUUCAAAACUCUCUGCAAGAGUAGAAACCAAAGUCCUUAAAAUGGAGCAUGAGGAGAAUUGGUAUGAAGUUAAGUAAACACCAGUAUGGCAGAAUAGUGUAUUUUCUGAUUGGGUUGGCAUUUUUGCCUGUACGAUGCAAAAGUAAUUGUUAAAUACUUUAAUUUCUUGCUUCUGAAGUCCUACACAAGAUACCCUCUCACCCCUGAUCUGUGACCUUGACUUUUCUUAGAUCUUAGAUCAUCUCUUAAGAAUGUUUCCUCUUCUCUUUGUUCUCUUGUCAAACUGUCAUCCUUGCUGUCCCAGGAGCUUGCCGAGCAUGCCUCCACCUCAGAAGUUUUGCCCUUUUGCUCCUUCUGCCUCCUUCCCUGAUAUCCACUUGGUUUAUUUCCUCACCUCCUUCAGAUCUUUGCUCAAAUGUCACCUUCUUAGAGGGAACUCUCUAGACUUACCUAUUUAAAAUUACGUGGCCCUUUGGUUUUUCAUAUUUUCCUUUCCUGCUUUAUUUCUUCUCCAUAGCUUUUACCACCUUUUAAUACACCGUAUAGCUUAUUUAUUUUAUUUUAUGUUUUCCCCUAAUAGAACAUGAAUUCCACACAGGCAGGGAUUUUUGUCUGUCUUGUUUCCUAUUGCAUUAUCAGUGCCUUGAGUAGUGCCUGGAGUUGAGUAGCAAAUCCAAAAGGAUUGCAUGAAGAUCUUAAUUUUUUUCAGCAAAUUAUAUAAUAGACAGGAAUAUGCAUUUAAGGAGAGGUUUUUUUCCUAAUGAGAAACAUCUUUUUGUUAUUUAUCUUUGAAGGGGGAUUUUUCCCAUCUCUGAUGAUGAUGAAAUCAUGAAACAAGAACUAUAUCCCUCUUUCCCCCAUAUCUAGUCUCUACCCCAGGGUCUAAGUUUGACAUUAGUGUUUGAGCUUUAUCUUUGGGAGUUUCUCUAAGAUCAUUGGACCCUAUAUCAUAUGCAUGACUUACACUUACUCUUGGAGAAACCGCAAGAUCCUUCAGAUGAAAAGUCAUUUUGAGCUCAAAACUAUAGUUAAUUGUUCUUCAUUGUUUUCCUAGUUCAUUCCAAUUUUUAAAAAUUAAGGGAAUUUAAAAGACCAUUAUUCCUCCAAUAUUUGAAGCCAGAUUAAGAGGAAAUGUCACUAGAGUUACUUUUACUGGAAAGGAGAAGGAAAAGAAGAAGAGAAGGGAAAGAAAUUAUGAUCACUCUCUCUGAAACAGUUAUAAGAUGAUGAGGGACUUUUUGGUAGUUUUAAGAUCUUCCCACGAUCUACAAACCUAUAGAAUACAACCAUUUAGUCUAUGAACCCUCUUAACAGAAGUCUUAUAUCAAUCGAGUUUUAUAUUUGAUAUCUUUACAUAUCUUUUACUUUGAAAAUUUACAGUUCUGACAUGACAUGAAUUACUCACGCUCAUACAUUCUAACUGGCUUUCCAACUUUUUCCCUCUUCUCUGCAUUUGAUUUGCAGCUAUCAUUUUCUGAACCUUACAAUCACAUUCAUUGUCUUUAUCCCUAUACUUUUAUUUCCUACGAUUUGGACUGACUUCUCCGUAAUUUUAAUAACCAGAUAGCUUAGAUAUUGGUUCUUGGUGUGACGGGUUUCUGACUUUUAUCCUUAAAGUUUGUAUUUGCAUUUUUACCAAACUUGGGUUAUUCCCUUUCCUCUACUGCACUGUCGUGCCUUUGUCUACAUUGUAAUGGUUCAAGCCCCCAGUUUUAUAAUUUCCUACCAGACCUGCUACUAUGAAGACACUGAAAAUAAAGAAUUGGCUGGUGGUAUUGAAGAGGGAAAAAUAACCUGAAGAAUAAGGAUAGAUGUUUGAAAAUGUUUUCAAAGACAACCAGUCUUUUAGUGGCUUUGUGAUGCAUACUAUGUAGCAUAUUGGGAAUCAAUAUAAAUCACGUUUGCUGUCAAGUACAUAAAUAUAUGGCAAUCAGGGUUAACGGAUAAUUUGGAAAACCCUUCUUCUAUGGAGAAGAGACUAAAUUGUUCUUAAAGGCAGAAUUUUCUUGUGUUUCUUACUAUUUGAUCCUUGACAGUCUGUGCAGUAGAAGCUAUUUGCCUCUGUGACAUCCUUUUUUGCCAGUCUUCAUGAAUGUGUUUAGCAAAACUUCCAAAAUAAAGGGUUCAAGCUCAAGUAUAUACAUACAUGGAAGAUACUGUAAUUCAGCCCUUCUAUUGAAUUUUGUUUCUUUUUAUGAAUGAAUCCUAGGAAUAUGUUCCUUAGUAAAUUUUAUUAAUUCUAUCCUCUUUUUAAUGGAUUUAGAAAUUUUACGGGUCAUUCUUUAUUAUAUUCUUAAAACCAUAAUAUUAACUUUUUAUUUAAUGUCUAUAUUAUCUCAUGUCUUUGUUGAUUUCUGAGGAUGAAUGGAGUUCUGUUAAAUGAAAUGUCACUAAGUGAAACUUAUGAUUCAGAAAUGGAUGUGCACAUAUGCCCUUUCAAUCUUUUUAGCUAAAUUCCUGUAAAUUUAGAAAACACAUCAUAUCAAAUAGCUAUCAAUAAAUUUGUCAUUAAAAUAUGGAGACAUAAGAAAUUGGUGUUAGUAUUUGGAAGUACAAAAUGCUUUUAAAUGGACUUUAAACAUGUGCGGGCAUAUUAUACUAUUGUCUUGAAUUUAUUGUUGAUUUAAUCAAAUAUACUUAGUAUAUUUUCCAAAUCACUAGAAUGUCACUUGACUUCUAGAAUGAUGGAAUGAAGAUACAAGCCAGCGUCAGUUAUAAAGUCUUCCCCUUGAAGUAGUAGAGUGAAUUGGAUGAUGAUUUCAGUUUAUUUCAUUUUCAACAUGAACAAAUAUUUAUUGAGCCCUUAUGCUGCCCCAGGCACUGUUCUAGGUUCCGGGGAUAUAGCAGUAAACAAAAUAAAGCCCUUGCCCUUCUGAAAGUCACAUCCUAGUGGCGAGGACACACACAAAGCAGAUAAGCAAAGUUGUGUACUGUCUGGUGGUGCUUUAAGUGUGAUAAGACUUACUAGUUUAAUUUGUGUGACCUGUGGCACACAGUUUUCUCCUCUGUGAAAUGGGACAAUAAUUGUGUCAACAAUAUGAGCUAGAUUUUGAUAAUCUAGUCCCUUCCUUUUCAUGGAAAAUGCAAUAUUAUCUCCACAUUUCCAUGCUGUUUUGGGGAUAGUUGUUAAGUUUCUUUGGUUCCUUCCUUUCUGCUCAGUGCUGGCAGUACCUGCCAGGGCUGCAGAUGCUCAGGGGAAAGGCCUCUCACAAUCUGCCUUUUGGGGUCUUCCAGAGGUGGCAGGUUCUGCUGAAUUUUGUCCCUUUUAAGGUAAAUUCCUUACUGCUUUAAUUAAUUAUACUGAACAAUAAACAUUGAUCUUUGUCAGAAAACAAAGAACCAAAGAUAAAAAAUUCUCAUUGAACAACUUAAUCUUCCCAUUUAAUCUAUUUUCCCUUAUCCACAAGCAGAACCUCAAACCCAUGGUUUUCCUGGGUAGGUUUGGGUAUAUUCUAUACCCAAAGUACCAAAGUACCAUAAUUAAAGGGAGCUCUCAUCAUGGCGGUUCCAGAAGUGCUCCUUUAGGUGGUAUUAAAAGGAUUAUUUCCUGCUGGUUUGUGAAACGUAAUGAGAAUUUUUCUUCUUAUAGGGUGUUCAUAUUAUAAAACACCUUGAGAAACUCAUCUUAGGAAAGUCUCAAAGUAUGGGCAGAGUAGAGAGCACCAUGAAUAUUGAUUAUAACUCAUCUAGGAGGAACCAUGAGUAAAUAAAAGUUUCUCUUAUGGGGGCCAGCCCAGUGGCGCAGCAGUUAAGUUCGCACGUUCUGCUUUGGUGGCUUGGGGUUCGCGGGUUCA